AAAACGAAAAUAGAUCAUGGAUGGUGGUCUGGUCAAACAAAUUCAGCGUUGUUGACCAUGCCACCUCACCGCCACCUUUGGGUAAUUUCAUCAAAUGGUGCUUUCGGCUCUUGGCCACUAUACAAAUAGCCUUGAGGGUUUUCUUUCUUUGUUUGUAAUUCAUAAUUUAUAUAUUUUCCAAAUCAAAGGCUCUCCUUUCCCUUUUGUAGUUUGUGCACCGAUUCGAUCAUCGGUUCGGUUUCCCUUUUAUCCAAACAAUUUGGCUUCUCAAUACCACACCCUACCAUGGACAAAAACAACCACCCCUACACAUUCUUCCUCACCCUCCUCUGCUGCUCUCUUUUGCUCCUAAUUCUGUCAGGACAACAAGGAGUGGAAGCUUCAGGUCACCACCACCACCGGCACCAUCACCAUCACCUUUAUAGUUUCCGUCCAACAAAAUUGUUCGUCUUCGGGGACUCAUACUCCGACACAGGCAACAACAGGAAAUCUGAAGCCAGUUCUUGGAAAUAUCCUUAUGGGAUUACCUUCCCCGGAAAACCCAGUGGUCGUUUUUCCGAUGGCCGAGUCUUGACCGAUUUCCUAGCUAAGUUUGUGGGAGUGAGAUCGCCAUUGCCAUACCAGUGGAGAAAUGUGGCAAAAAAAUAUUUGAAAUAUGGAAUGAACUUCGCACAUGGAGGGACAGGUGUUUUCAACACAUUGGUCACCGAUCCAAACAUGACGGUCCAGAUUGAUUUGUUUCAGCAACUCAUCAAACAAUGUGUCUACAAUCUAACUGACCUCCACACUUCCGUUGCUCUUGUCACCGUUGCUGGCAAUGACUACUCUGCUUACAUCGUCAAAAAUGGCACCGCUCAGGGUUUCCCAUCUUUCAUCACGUCAGUGGUGAAUCAACUCUACCUGAAUUUGAAACGCAUCCAUAGCUUGGGAGUGAACAAAAUAGCAGUAACAGCUCUUGAGCCUUUGGGAUGUCUACCUCGGAGCACGGCCAUAACAUCAUUCCAACAGUGCAAUGGAACCGAAAACACGCUCGUAAACUUGCACAAUGCCUUGUUACAGCAAGCUGUGGCCAAGCUCAACAAUGAAACUAAGGAUUCUGCUUUCUUAAUUCUCGAUCUCUAUGCCUCUUUCAUGACCGUUUUCAAGAACAAAGGGGACGGACUAGGAAAUAUUAAAUUUGAGAACCCAAUGAAGCCCUGUUGUAUUGGUAUAAGCAGUGAAUAUUCGUGCGGGAGUGUAGAUAAAAGUGGAGCAAAGAAGUAUACCAUUUGCGAUGACCCUCAAUCCACAUUCUUUUGGGAUGCUGCUCAUCCUACGCAGCAAGGAUGGACGGCUGUGUAUUCAGCUUUGCAAGCCACUCUGGACCAAAUUUUUUCAAAGACCGAUUAGUUUUAAUUGUUGUGAAUUAAUGGUGAUCAUAUGCUAGUUAUUUUGUUUUUGCAUUUAUUCAUUUUUUGGGCUAUUGUGAUUUUUGUUGUAAAAUUGCUUGUGAAUUUGGUCAAUAUGUGCGUGUUCAAGAAUUAAUAAUGUUAUUUUACUGUCAGCUGUUUACAUUA
This is a messenger RNA of Ziziphus jujuba (common jujube), 1556 nucleotides long. RefSeq names its product GDSL esterase/lipase At5g03610-like. Gene Ontology annotation, molecular function: hydrolase activity, acting on ester bonds. Bases 286 to 1389 code for a protein of 367 amino acids. NCBI's taxonomy places the organism in Eukaryota, Viridiplantae, Streptophyta, Magnoliopsida, Rosales, Rhamnaceae. The record is from RefSeq and is a predicted model, not a curated record. The transcript is spliced from 5 exons.